CUCAACAACAAACCCCACCACCAUCACCAUUACCGCCACCGCCAGACACGUUCUUCUUGGAUUCAGAUUCACUCUGCUCUCUCUCUCUCUCUCUCUCUCUCUCUCUCUGUCUACGUCUUCCUUCCAUCCCUAUCUAUCUGAAACCCUCUCGAUUCCUUUCUCAACCACGGAUGGCAUCCUCAAAGCGCAGCCGCAGAUUCUUCAAGUUCAGAUCCACCUCUAGUCUCACCAUCGCCAUUUAAGCAGCCGUUUAAUUGAUCCCGUAUCUCUUCAGGUUAUUCUUUCCUCCUCUUGUUUUUAAGUUUCCAAUACUGUCCUUGACAGAUAGCUGGAGAUUUUUUCUUAAUUUUCCGCCCUCGAGAAAAUUCAAUUUUCCCGGGGAAGUCCACUUUCCCAAGAAAAUAACAUUUCUACACUUGUACUAGUGUGUAGCCGGCCAGGUUUGUACCGGGGGACCAACGUCUCCCUCGCUCUCAUUCCGCUGUCAGAUCCAACUUUGCUAUUCUACUACUACUACUACUACUACUUGCCUUGAAAAUCAAAUGUUUCCCAACAAGUACGACUACUCACGCGCUGUGGUGGAGAUGGCCUGGAUCAUGCUGCGAAUUGACUACUCUAGGCUCUUUUGGCUCCUCUUCGGUGUCUUCUCUUACGAAAAUCACGAGGGAAAGCCUCGGAUUUAGAUUUUACUUUCUUUCCGUUCUCUUCAAUCUAUUUCUGCGCAAACCUAUAUAAAAGUUCGACAAGAGUCUGUUUUGAACACAGCCGAUCGAAGAUCUUCUCGUCUCAGCGUGGUCCGUAUAGUAUAUAUAUAUAUAUAUAUAUAAUAUUGAAACAUGCAAAGGGGGAGGUUCCAAGAGCGCGCUGGUGAAGGCAAGACCGAUGAUGGCUACGCCGAAACCGACCCGUCCGGACGCUAUGGUCGCUUUGAAGAAGUUCUUGGAAAAGGGGCUAUGAAAACAGUGUACAAGGCUAUUGAUGAGGUCCUUGGAAUGGAAGUGGCAUGGAACCAGGUAAAACUCAAUGACUUGCUUCACUCACCGGAUGACUUACAGCGGCUGUACUCAGAGGUUCACAUCCUCAGCACCCUCAAUCAUGAUUCAAUAAUCCGAUUCUACACCUCUUGGAUUGAUACUGACCGAAGAACCUUCAAUUUCAUCACCGAAAUGUUUUCUUCAGGCACUCUCCGAGGAUAUAGGAAGAAAUAUAAGCGGAUUCGCAUCCGUGCCAUCAAAAAUUGGGCGCUUCAAGUAUUAAAUGGCCUUGUUUAUCUGCAUAGCCAUGAUCCUCCAGUGAUCCAUAGAGACCUUAAGUGUGACAACAUCUUUGUCAAUGGACAUCUUGGACAAGUGAAGAUUGGUGAUCUAGGUUUGGCAGCCAUUCUGCGAGGGUCACACAUUGCACACAGUGUCAUAGGCACACCAGAGUUCAUGGCGCCAGAACUAUACGAGGAAAACUACAAUGAACUUGUUGAUGUCUACUCAUUUGGUAUGUGCAUUUUAGAGAUGCUCACCCUGGAAUACCCAUAUAGUGAAUGUGCCAAUCCAGCACAAAUAUAUAAGAAAGUGAUCUCGGGAAAGCUGCCAAGAGCAUUUUACAAAGUUGAAGACUUGGAAGCACAGCAGUUUGUAGGAAAAUGCUUAGAAACUGCCUCAAAGAGAUUGUCGGCUAAAGACCUAUUGCUCGAUCCAUUUCUUGCAUUUGAUGAAGAUGACUUGAUGCCUUUGACAAAUGCUGGAUGCCAGAAACCAUUUUUGAAUGCUAACACAGGGAUUACAGAACUGUGGCUGACUGAAACUGAAAAUCCACCAGAAACCAACAUGACAAUCACAGGGAAGCUAAAUCCUGAAGAUGACACCAUAUUCCUAAAGGUGCAGAUUGCUGAUGAAGAAGGUUCUGUAAGGAAUGUAUUUUUUCCUUUUGACGUUUCGAAUGACACACCAUUGGAUGUUGCGCGUGAGAUGGUGAAGGAGUUGGAGAUCACUGAUUGGCAAUCCUCUGAAAUUGCUGAUAUGAUUGAUGGGGAAAUAUCUGCUCUAAUGCCUGAUUGGAAGCAGCAGGACCGGCCUCAUCCAUUCUCAUCUUCUUCAUCGUCCCAGGUGUCAUUCUUAGGGUUGAUUAACUCUCAUAAGACGGAUGAAAGGUCACAUGGUUGUGAUUGGCUCCAAGAAGACUUGUUUGAUGAUUCCAGCUCUCAGAGUUCUUUACACUCUGGAAAAUAUUCCUAUAAUUGUUUUUCUGGUGAGGAGCAUGAUUAUCCCAUGAGCCCUAGAAGACGAGAUUAUCAAUACCCAGCUGUGAACGGGUAUGUGUCUACAAGGUUAUGUCCCGAAGAAACUUCUAGCAUGAGGCAGCCUUUGGGUAGAAACUGCCUCAAGCCAUGCAAAGUUUUGCUUAAUUCAGAAGCAGCUUCUGCUUCUAAAGAUAAGUGGGCGACGGACGGCUGCCAAUUAACAAGUAACCGAUCUCUAGUCGAUCUGCGUAGCCAGUUACUGCACCGAUCAUUAGUGGAAGAGGUGAACAAGAGAAGAAUGUUCAAGACUGUCGAUGCUGUGGAAAAUAUUGGGUUUCAGACGCCUGUUGGGCUUUCUAAAAAGGAGAGACGGGCAGUGGAUGCAGCCCGUUCCCUGAGAACUAGGAGUUAUGGUAAGAGGUAAGGACAAAAGGAAGAAGGGUCUGCGUUUUCAGCUUUCUCGAACCUAAAACUUGCAUGGACCAACAUGGUUAUGCAUACAUAGCAUGUGAUUGUAAAUAUUUGUCCAAAGCCCACAAGUAUCUUCAGUCAGCAGCCACAAGGCAGGCCAGAGGGGAUGAAGCUGAAGGCCUUUAGUGAGUGAAGCUUAUGAUCCUGAAUAAAGUGUUAGCCAGUUAGUAGUGUGCACUUUUUCCUUCAUCCUUAUGUAUAUUUCAAGACAUUCAAGUAAAUCAAGCUGCUGAGACUACGUGGGAAAAACUGUGGUUACAUCCUAGUAACCCCUCUGUUUGGCUAGCUUUGCCCAGUGAGUUUCUAUGCGUUGUUUGUGGGUUGCCCAGUGAGUUUUUAUGCGUUGUUUGUGGGUUU
Messenger RNA from Diospyros lotus (date-plum), 3061 nucleotides. Its product is annotated as probable serine/threonine-protein kinase WNK4. The record is from RefSeq and is a predicted model, not a curated record. Gene Ontology annotation, biological process: intracellular signal transduction; protein phosphorylation. Gene Ontology annotation, molecular function: protein serine/threonine kinase activity; ATP binding. Gene Ontology annotation, cellular component: cytoplasm. NCBI's taxonomy places the organism in Eukaryota, Viridiplantae, Streptophyta, Magnoliopsida, Ericales, Ebenaceae. The transcript is spliced from 7 exons. Bases 837 to 2657 code for a protein of 606 amino acids.